CAAAUAAUUCAAGAGCAUUCGAUUCUUGUUACGUUUGUUGUUGUUGUUGCUGCAAUUGGGGAAAGGAAGUGGGUACAAUGUAUCGUAGAGAAUUCCCCGGGGGGGCUCGAAACAGGAAAUAAACAAUGGAAUGGGAGAUGCAUAAAUGAAUCGCAUCACGGCGGAUAGUAGAGGUCGGAUAAGGAGGAGAAAUACGAGGGAAUUGCGCAAUGGCCCGAGGUGAGUAGUUGUAAAUAUACUAAUAAAUGAUUACCCCCCAGCUUCUCGGUUUGUUUGUAAUUUCGGCGAUGCUUGCUCUGCCAUGACCAACUAAUUGAGCAAUUAAGUGCAAGAAGUGUCUUCUGAGGAAGGACGAUGGUCACAGUGACGAAGAUGGAAAGUGAGUGGAGUGAGCGAGCGCGAAUGUACGAGUGUGUAUAAAGUAUUCAAUGUGAUGUGCGAAUUUCUCAGUGAGUUGAGACCACGCGCGAAAAGCCAGUUCUUAGCUACCUGCUCCAAGGGAAGCAUGUCGAAGAAGUGGAUCCUCGCAUUUUUGAGCUUCGCGCUCGUCCACGACGUCCGAGCGCAAAGAUCUUGCAAACUGAAGGAUGGAUCGGGCGGUCGUUGCAUGCCCGUGAAGGACUGUCCGAGCGCUUUGGAGCUGCUGAAGAUCAACCAGCAGGCGCCGAUCUGCGGCUAUAAAGGAGAGACACCUAUCGUCUGCUGCGAAGCUCCUCCGGUUUUGGCCACUAUCAGCAACGCUGGAAAAAAGAGCAAUGAAAACUGCUACAAUAUAUACAUAAGCACCAACUACGGCCGACUACCCGGCUCUGGUCCACCUCCGACAGCAGUCGUCGGUGGUUAUGACUCUUUAGCACAGGAAUUCCCGCACAUGGCUGUUCUCGGCUACGGCGACAAUUCAACGCAUCCGACCUGGGGGUGUGGUGGGAGUCUCAUCAGCAAGAGAUUCGUGCUAACAGCUGGCCACUGUCUGAAAAGUAAAGAUCUGGGCGAUGUGAAAUACGUACGUCUUGGGGACUUGAACCUAGAGAAAACGGACGAUAAAGCAGAGCCUCAAGACUUCACCGUGAAGAGGACUAUAAAACAUCCAGAAUACAAACAUCCCAUCCAGUACAACGACAUCGCACUCAUCGAACUGGACAGGGAUGUUAUCAUCAAUGACUACGUCAUUCCCGCCUGCUUGAACACCGACAGGGACACCCCGAGCACGUUCACGGCUACCGGUUGGGGCCAUCUGAAAUUCGGCGGCACCAUCUCCUAUCACCUUCAGAAGGUGAUGAUUAACUACACGGACUACGGUACCUGCAGACAAGCCUUCGAAGUAAACGCGCGUCGUCUUCCGAACGGAAUCCUCGAGGACAGGCAGAUUUGCGCCGGCGCCCCCAAGAAAGAUACCUGCCAGGGCGAUUCCGGUGGACCUCUGCAACGGCGGAACCUCGACUACGAGAGGGGUCACACCAUUUUCGGGAUUACCUCAUUUGGGAAAGCUUGCGGCAUCAGCAACAGUCCAGGGGUUUAUACCCGCGUUUCAUAUUACAUUGAGUGGAUCGAAUCCGAAGUCUGGCCGUAAUAAGUAGUCAUGUAUUACUACUACACUACACCUCAAAUUUGAAGUAUAAUUCGAUGCCAUUCCGUAAAUUAAUUAGUUUUAAGUAUUCCUAAAACAAACAAAAAAUAAUAAUAGAUGUUGUAGUUCCGUAU
Messenger RNA from Nicrophorus vespilloides, 1701 nucleotides. RefSeq names its product venom protease-like. The record is from RefSeq and is a predicted model, not a curated record. Gene Ontology annotation, molecular function: serine-type endopeptidase activity. Gene Ontology annotation, biological process: proteolysis. Bases 434 to 1570 code for a protein of 378 amino acids. The transcript is spliced from 6 exons. Lineage: Eukaryota; Metazoa; Arthropoda; Insecta; Coleoptera; Silphidae.